AUGGGGGUCGUGCAAUACAACGGCCAGCCCCAAACGUGCUCAAUCUGCAGCUCCACGGAGCACAUGAGGGCAACCUGUCCGAGGAGCAGACGUCCGGCGCAAUUGCCGCGCACAGAAGCCGCGGAUCCACCCCGAGAAAACGUCACUGCCAGCUACGCUGGAGCGGUAACACGCGACGCUCCACGAGUUCACGAGACGACCUCAGCGGAAGCGGCUGCCCCGUCAGCCGCCGCCACGGAGAGCCCAGCGGCUCCCCCGGCCGUGGCCAGCGCAGGUAGCGCGGGGGAGAAACGCCAGCUGAGCUCCGACUCGGAGUGUGAAAGUACAAUGGAGACCGACGCAGCCCAGGCCGCCGCCCCCUCCCCCGCCACCCGGCGGCCGAGCAUCGCGGAGGUCAGCGCCCCCGCCCAGCAGACAGCCGCGCCUGCCAACAGCCCUGCCGCACAGGCCGGGCCCAGCGCCGACGUCGCCACGCCGUACAGCGAGACGCGUGAGCUCGCCAUCAAAAAGCAAGUCACCAACUGGCCCGCAUUCUGA
Molecule: messenger RNA, 537 nt
Organism: Schistocerca gregaria
Lineage: Eukaryota; Metazoa; Arthropoda; Insecta; Orthoptera; Acrididae
Product: nematocyst expressed protein 3-like
Exons: 1
Coding region: 1-537 (178 amino acids)
Source: RefSeq, a predicted model, not a curated record